Staurois parvus is the source of this 346-nucleotide messenger RNA. NCBI's taxonomy places the organism in Eukaryota, Metazoa, Chordata, Amphibia, Anura, Ranidae. The record is from the annotation of a GenBank genome assembly.
UCAUGCUGCUGCCAGGUCCACAGUGUCUCAUGGGUCCCUGUACGGCCUCCCAUUGCUGCUGUCUCCAUCGCGACACUCUGCCAUGUGCCACUUUCAGGUCUCCUCACACACUGCUGGGUGUUCCAUUUUUUGUCAUAGGGUGCUGGCAGAUUACGGGCCUCCCAUUGCUGCUGCCAGGCCCCUAAUCUGCCAUGGGCCCCUUACCACCUCCUCAUGCUGCUGCCAGGUCCACAGUGUCUCAUGGGUCCCUGAACCGCCUCCCAUUGCUGCUGUCUCCAUCGCCACACUCUGCCAUGUGCCACUUUCAGGUCUCCUCACACACUGCUGGUGUGUUCCAUUUUUUGUC